AUGGCGCCCUCACUCACUUCCCGUCCGCGGUCGGGCGACCGUCCCCCAUCCGCUGCCCAGGGCGACAGUCUCAUCGUCCCUAGCAGGAAUUCCUCGCUCCAUUCGAGGAUUACUCAACCGCUGCCUUCGACCCUCAACACCAAGCCAGGACAACGAACGCCGAAAACCCUUACCCAUGCCUACAUGGUCUGCGGUGUCGGCCGGGAGCCUUCGCAGUGGGUAAAGGCUCCGGCAACGGCUCAAGGGAAGAUCACCCAUAUGAAGGGUGCCGUUGGUCAAUUCUGGUUGCCUGAGAUCUUAGGAAGCAGCCCGAGACUGGAGCAAGACAGGGAGGUCGCGAAGUCGUUGCAUGCAGCAAUGCGGGCAUGUUUUCCUCACGAUGUUGAGAUUUGCACUGGCAGGAGCCAGCCUCACUGCGUGCACCACUCCUUCGUUCUGCAACAGGACUCUUCGCAAACUCUGUAUGGCAUCGCACUGCGUGUGUGGUCAAGAGCCGACGAGAAGAGGGCAGAUACCAUCCGCGAUCUGCGGAAGAGGACCGAGCCAGACUACUACGAGUCGCCAGAGGAGACCUACUGGAUUCCUUACUGCCUGAGUUUCCUCUCCAGGUAUCCUCUUUACAAUCUCCUGGGAGACUAUCUGCGCGGCAUGUGGAUUCACUGGAACAAGGCGACCAACCUGUUCCACGCUGAAGAGGUCUCGCGCAUCCUCAGCUUCCCAGCGCCGCGACUGAACGACCUUGUUAGGAUCGACAUGAAGGAUUACGCUCUUUGCUAUCAGUUUCCAUCCUCGCCUACUGGCUUCCAGAACUUCGCAAUGUGGCCGCUGUUCACCUGCUUGUCUAUACCGAACAUUGUAGGCGUGCUCGAGGCGGCAGUCUCACCGACAAGACGCAUCAUCUUCGUCAGUCACUACCCAGCGAUGCUCACUGUAGCUUCUGAGACAGUGAGGUUUUGCGUCCGCGUCUACGAAUGGAGCGGCCUCUAUGUUCCAGUCGUUCAUGCGCGUCACGUGCACGAACUUGUCCAGGAACCGGGGCCCUACAUCCUUGGAGUCACAGCAGAAUGCCGUACUCUCUUCACAGCACCUGGCGACGCGCUGGUCGUUGAUCUUGAUCGGAACUUUGUUCUCACUUCCAGCCCGCCGACAGCUCUCACGCCUGGUCAAAGGACGAAGAUGAUCAGCCGCCUGACCCAAGCGCUCAAUGGCGAGGUGUCCCCCUCUGGUGUGCCGCAGCAUCUCCGGUCAGCAUACGGCGGGGGCAAGCUCGUUCCUGCUGGCCAGAUCAUUGUCAUGCGUGGUGAAGUUGAGAGCAUUCAAGAUCCUACCUGGUGGAAUCAAGAUGCUGUCAUGGGCAUUAUGGACCACGUCUGCGAGAAGCUGGGCCGAAACACUGGCGUCAAGGCUCUGUUCGGAGGUCAGGUGAAGAAGCCGCUGAUGACCAAGGUGUCGAUGAGGCAUCUGAACGAGCUUGUCCGCGAGCGUAACCAGUACUCCAGAGAUGCUAUGGAGGCGUGGCAAGAUUUCAUCAAUCUCAAGGGCAGGAUGGACACCGAAUUGUCUAAGGUCACCAAGAGGAACAACUUCCUUGUCGAGGAGCUUGAGAGCUGGAAGCAACAGUUCCUCAAGUUCCAAGCAUUUGCUGAACAGCUCACGAAAGAGACCCAGGACCUCAAGGUUAAGAUCGAGAAUCACAAGCGCGAGAACCGCCGUCUUACUGGCCUCAUCGAUCAGCAGAAAGAUGAUGCUGCUCGCCUCACCGUACGUCUGUCUGGCACGGAGAAGCAGCGGGACGAUGCUCUCGAGGCGCUUGUUUUGCAACAGGAGAUUGCCGAGGAGCUCGAACUGGAAAGGAAGCGCAACAAGAAAGAGCUCUCUGCUCUGCAGCACACUAACACUACCAUCCUCCGCCAACGGGAUGAAGCUCAGCGAGUGGUGCUUCAUCUUCGUGCGCUCAUCGACGGCCAAGCCCACCACAUGGAGCACAUCGUCAAGUCAUUGUCGUCGGCGCCCGAGAUCUCCGAGAUCAUUGAGGAAGGUUUCGAGGAUGUUCCUGAAGAGGUCGAGGAUGAGGAUUCCAACACCGAAAAACACGGGGACCAAGUGAGCGAAAAGGAUGUGUCCGAAGUGGGCACCAUCCGCGGCAUUCCCGGCAUGGACUCUCGUGGAUCUAGCCGUGCUUUCAACCGGUCCAGCGUGGACAUCAAGCACUUGGACGCCGAGGAUGUUUCGCCUGAUAUGGAGAAGAGACUACUCAACAGCCCUGUUACGCGGAAGCGCCUGUCACAGAUCACCAUGGCAGAUGUCGCGGACAGGCAUCUGCGCGACAAGACCGAUGCGAUCGCGUACAUCAUCCGAAACAUCUCGGAGCAAUGCGCUGCCGCCGUCGAGGGUCUGCAGCUCGCUCAACGAGCGGAUGUCGAGGAUGGUUCGCCAGUCGCGAAGUCAAGCCAUGGGCGCAACUUGUCGGUCUCUGAGCCUGGAAGCGCUAGCCAAGGUAGCGAGUAUGGCGAUGAGUCUAGCUUCCUUCAUCCAGAGGUCCACUCGAGCAUCCCACCUACACCGGAUCUGGUGCACAACCGAUCAAGCACCUCGAUGUCAAUUGCGAGCCAGUCGACGACGCCGGAGAGGCACAGCCUGCAGCAGUACAAGCAGGAGGAUAUCCCGGAAGUGCCGACCCGGAUUCUCGAGCAUGGUGAGGAGACGUACGAGGGCGCUGAGUCAGAGAUGCAAUCUGUUGAGCCGCCUGUCUCGAAGUAUGCGACGGGCAUCCGGCGGUCCGCUGACGGCAGGAUCAUCAGCUCUGCGUAA
Molecule: messenger RNA, 2811 nt
Organism: Coniosporium apollinis CBS 100218
Lineage: Eukaryota; Fungi; Ascomycota; Dothideomycetes
Exons: 3
Coding region: 1-2811 (936 amino acids)
Biological process (GO): regulation of Rab protein signal transduction
Cellular component (GO): cytoplasmic vesicle
Source: RefSeq, a predicted model, not a curated record